Molecule: messenger RNA, 1362 nt
Organism: Morchella importuna
Lineage: Eukaryota; Fungi; Ascomycota; Pezizomycetes; Pezizales; Morchellaceae
Exons: 5
Coding region: 1-1362 (453 amino acids)
Source: RefSeq, a predicted model, not a curated record
AUGGUUGUGCUCCGAAAUCGUUCUUUGUCUACUACAGCUACAAGAUCAUCCACCCCACCCGCCCGAGCUCCAGGUCGCAAAAGUACCCGUGUCAACAUUUCCAAACAGGAUGGAAGUGAUGAUGAAAUGCUUGAGUGUAUUGUUGUACGCUCUUCGCUCCCUUCCCAGGUUAUAACAUCAAACUCGGUGAGAUUGAAACGCGCUGGAGUUCAUAAGCCUGUAAAGCCAAUUUCAGGUUCCAGGUUUGCGUUCUUGAACACCCCAGUUUCGAAAUCCUUCUCUCCACCUAUUCGACAGGCCUACACAGAUUCCGACGCCGAAGAGUCUGUCAUGGCUCUUGACGGUAGCUCAAGGAGAAAGGCAGCCAAAAGAAAAUAUAUAACACAGUCAACACCAGAUCAUAACCUUUCAGAACUUGAAACGCUAGAGAGUAGACCUCAGAUGCUCCCUGAGAGCCCUCCAUCUUCUGUAUUUGGUAGCUCAUCUAAGCAAUUAUCUGCACCUAGUGUCAGGCCUUGCAAGGCCCCAGAGAGUUGCAAGAGCCUUGCUUCACCUUUGUCUCUUCAGCACCGGCAAGUUCUUAACAGCAAUCACGUAGUAGAUGAAGUUUCGACCAGUCGAAGGCAUUUCACUCGGGAGCACUCCGCGCCUAUGAUUAGUCUGAGUAAUAGCACAAGGCCUGUCUCAUCAAACGCCAAUCAACAGUCGCGUAAGUGUAUGGGCCGGGUUCAACAACACCCUGAUCAUGUUGUAGUCCCAAAAGAUAGAUCACCAACUCAGGGUGCCUUUCGUGAGGACUCUAUCAGUAGUGGGACGAAUACCUCCCGUAGGCCCCUUUCUAAUACGGGUCAAGUCACAAUUCUCGGUAGCUCAAGGUUCUUAAGAGGGCGAAAGAAUGUGACUCAUCUAUCUCUUGAGGCUUCUGCCAAAAAGGCUCGAAGAUCCAAGAAAGCUGUUUUCCAGAAUAGUGGCUCAGAUGAGAUUUUGGAAUCCAUAAUAUUGAAACCACUUACAGCUUCGUUUCAUGAAGAAACGGGGUGCAAGCAGCAGGGCGCUGAUACCCAAACGCCUGCACCCUCAACCGCGAGCCUACAACCUGUAGACCGUGAGCAAGGAUAUCAGUUAUCAAAGCUUGAUAUCUUUACUUCUAUUCUACCAGCUACUGUGUUGUCAAAGUCUGGGCCAGAGCUUUCUCAUGAGCCCCAACUUUGCAGCGAAAAAGACGAAAGUGAUGCGUAUGUGGAAACACUUUUACUUAUGAGUGGUCUUUCACCAGAAGCAAUAUCCAGUGGAUGGCUAGGUAUUCUGCUGCCUAAGUCGGUGGAGGAUUAUAUACAGAUUGGUCAAUGCCGGAGUCUCUAA